UACAGACACUCUGCCCACUGAGCAGUUGUGAUAUUGAGGCUGUACUUUUUAAAAAAAGUGGAGAUCUGUAUGAAAAGAACGAGUACACACGGCCGCACUGAACAGGCCCUUACUGUGUACAGAGUACUCUGUACAAUACGGAGCAAUAAUAAUGAAUCCAUGUAAAAAACGUGCCUGUCAAGCGGUUCGAGAGCGGUUCGUUCGAUCUUGAGCUCAGGAAAACUUUAGUCAUAGGAAAUGGCCCAACUGUGAAAAAAGCCGACUCUUCAGGGAUCACUUCAGGCGUGUUCGGACAAUCUUGUACCCUUUAAGCGACCUUACACACCCUAUCCAACACUGUUUGCAUGAAAAAGGCCUUGUGUUCAUUCUGCCACCACCCUUAUCUCUUUUUUUUUCUUCACUUACACAUGAUUAGACUUCAAUCAUGCAAUAUUAAACUUCAACAGAGUAUUUAGUCUGAAUAGUGAGGGUUGUAACUGAAAUAGACAAGGUGAGGAGUGUUUCAGGUCAUGUAUACUCCGUACAGAGUACUGUCAGGUCAAUAAUGGACAUCUUGUGGAAAGUUGCAACUUGUACGUGCGAACACGCCCUUAAUAAUAAUAAUAUCCGACCAGGCGAGUUCUCUUGUCCACAUGGGGGAAAAUAGAGAAUAGCCCCGCCGGCCUCAACAAUCGCGCUGAUUUUAGUGACAUACGCACCGCACGGUACGGUACUCAUGAAGCCGCCGACCCGACCUACAGCGUAGAUUUAAACGCUCAAAUGGCCGAGGAGUGUUUUUCUGCGCUUUUGGGGAGUCACCCAGUAGCCGUGGCGCUCCUAGCUGCAAGGGCCUUUGCAAGGGUCUGAAUAGGCGAGAUUGCCCAUGUGUUUUCCCCCCUGAUAUCAACACCCAUUGUGAGGGCGAACACCCUAACGUUAGGGGAUGCAUGCUGGUUCUUAAUUGAAGAGCUCCAUGUUCCUCUUCCUUUUCGUCGCGACAAACCCCAUGCAGACAAGCCUCACGGGUUUCAACGGCGAGCUUUUCUCCCUCACUUUCAGAAUUUGGGUUCUUCUUGUUCGUAUAGUUGGACAAGGCUACAGCUUAAAGAUUGGCAUAUAGACGCAGGAAGCGAACCUUAACAGCUAUGAAGCUUCUCCUACAGCUCCUGGCAGCAUGCUGCAUUUUUGUUUCAAUGGCGCUUGGUGAUUCUGAACCAAGCGCUGCGUUGAUAUCACCCGAAGAUAAAGUUAUUAUCGAUGCGUUGGCCGACUAUGGUGUGGACGUACUUGGUCUCGUCGAUCCAUCCGAGCUUGCUCAAUCAACAAAAAGGUCUCUAUCCAUUCCAGCUGAAAUUACUUGCCAUGUGCUCUCCGGAAUUUUCCCACUACAAGUUUACUUGAAGGACACGCCUCAAUAUACAGAAUGGCGCGGCCUCUUCUGGUCGCAGCAGCAAUCGGAAUCCAAACCUGCCUGUAUCUUCCAACCCACUUCGAGCAGUCAGGUCGCCAUCGUCUUGUUGAUGGCGCGUCUAUUGAACUGUCCAUUUGCGGUGAAGAGCGGCGGCCACGCCGCUUUUUCUGGAGCGUCCAGCAUCCCAGACGGUUUAACCAUUGAUCUGCAGCGCCUAAACACGAUCCAGGUGGCCUCGGAUAGGAAAUCUGUCAAGAUUGGCCCUGGAAACCGCUGGCUUGACGUUUAUAAAAGUCUUGAGCCUCACGGUCUGACCGCUGUUGGUGGCCGUGUGUCUAAUAUUGGUGUGGGGGGCCUGACACUCGGAGGUGGCAUUUCUUUCUACUCAGCACAGUACGGCUUCGCAUGCGACAACGUAAAUAAUUUCGAGGUUGUCGUCGCCGAUGGUCGCAUUCUCAAUGCCAACCCUGAAAGCCAUCCAGAUCUAUACUGGGCUCUUCGAGGCGGUGGUAAUAACUUUGGCAUUGUGACACGUUUCGACUUAGCCGCGUAUCCCGCUGGGGACCUAUGGGCCGGCUCACGGAUAUACCUAGCGGAUGACAACACCCGAAGACUCCUUCUUGACGCUGUGGUUAAAUUUGCCAAAGACUGGCCCUCCGAUCCCAAGGCUGCAUUGAUUUGCAACUUCGCAUAUGCCCAAGGCAUGUUCGUUGCAGCUAUCAACAUAGAAUAUACGGAGGCCGUGGAAAAUCCACCAAUUUUCAGCUCCUUCGAAGCAAUCCCCCCAAUGAUAGAUACUUUGGGCAUUAAGUCUCUAUCAGAUGUUACCCUUGAAUUCAAGGAGAGUAAUCCAGACGGCCUGCGUCAAAACUACUGGACUGUCACAGUCAACCUCGACAUCGAGAUGCUCACCUUUGCUGUGGACGCAUACAUGGCCGGCGUUGAUCCCAUCAAGAAUGUUACUGGUAUCGUUCCAGCGCUCACCUUGCAAGCCAUCACGCCCGCUAUGAUCGAAAAGAUGAGUAAGAAUGGGGGUAACGCGCUUGGCCUGGAUUCGUGUGGGAAACCCCUUCUCCUCGUGCUGGUAAACGUUAUGUGGGCCGACAAAGCGGAUGAUGAGGCCGUUCUCAAGGCCAUUUCUAGCAUCAUUAAUGCGAUCAAGUCUGAGGCCAAGUCUCGCGAAAAGCUCAACCGAUUCAUCUACAUGAACUACGCCAGUCAGUUCCAGAACGUGGUUGAAUCAUAUGGCUCCGCAAACCAUGAUCGUCUGGUGGAGGUGGCAAGGAGAUACGAUCCCUCUCAGGCUUUCCAGAAGUUGCAACCCGGGCAUUUCAAGCUCACUGGAGCUCCAGAUAGCAAUCCUCCUGCUAGCUCACCUCCUGCACGGCUAUGAUGGGCUAUGGAUUGAGUUUGACUGUCACCUGUAUACAUAAUAUCAUCAUCUUUCAUAUGUCAAAUUUUAAUAAUAUAGCUCUUUUUUUUUCAUAUAGAUAUGGGCCUGUCAGCCACAGCAUUCCUUUGAGCACAAGCUCUUCUGGCUGGGCUUCUCUUCCUUUAUUCUUGCCACUCAAGUGCUUGCUUUGGUGCCGUCACUUGAAUGGCAGCAUCAAAAGCUUCUUGGUCCGCCCAUCCCGACCUAGCUCUACCUUGCCGCUUGGCAAGAUAUUGGGCUGCCUACUGCCUAUCGAAAGACUAAAUAUAGGCAUCCCCCGGGUGGAAUAUCAGACCCGGGUCAAGGACCAAGGCAUACGCCGGACCAGCCUUAUGCCAGAAAAUCUGAUACUUGGCUCUCUGCCAACAUCGUCAUAGGCAUUUUUUUGGUGGCCGCGCCCCUUCACGUCAUGUAUUUCCAACUUGGAUCAACAAGCAGGGGUUAUCCAUGCCUCUCCGGCGCUAGAUAGUCACGCGGGAGAUCAAAAGCUGAUAGCUGGAUCCCGGUUGUUUCUAACAGGAUGCUAAUAGUGACAACGGGUGCUCCAUGCCCUUAUGUGUUUUCCUAAGACAAUAAUAAUAGUAACAGUUGGUCGGCCGACCGGACGGUGUAGGGAAUGGCAGAUGGGCAGGAUCAGAAUGUACUCUGACUGAGUCAUGUUUUCGCGCCGUGAGUAGUUUGUGGGGUUACAUUGAUGUGGACAUGGUUCUUCUUGUGCUGUUGCAAACACCUGAGACAAAUAAUGAGUGACAUUCCCACAUCAAGCGAUGUGACAGGUUGGAUGAUUCAGAUGUCACUCAGGGACGGCAAAGGGAGGUAAACGAGAACCCGAAAUGUCAAAGAUGUGUUCGAUAAAUGGCAAUGGAAAAGAAGGCUGGUUGGUUCACUUGUGAGAACUCCUCUUGGUGGCAAUGAAAAAGCUGUCAGCUGUAUGCCUGCGCUGCGGUAACGAAAGCAAGAUAGUAUCUUCGAGUUGACCGGCUGAAAGAAAGCAUAUAGAACUUCUGAAAGCUUUUAAGUGAUGAAUGAACUCAGGAUGACCGAAUUAUUGAUUUGGAUUGAUGUUGUAUUUCAUUUACACCCACAUGUCGCAGGGUGGAAGCGAUGGGAAUUCAUCAACGGAAGACAUGACCUGACCAGCAUCAUCAGAUAGUCUUUUGAUGCUUGGACAGCACAUGAGCGCAUUAUCAAGGAAGGUAUACGGGAUUUCAAUUAUGAACAGCCUUGGGAUUUCCAUGACGAGGGAGCUGAUGAUAAUCUUGGAACUUUGGGUGGAUAUGUUUAUGAAUGCUUGAGUUUUGGCUUCUUCAAUCACGCCCCUUCGACCGGAUCUUAGUGUUCCACAGUAACAUUGCUAUUGAUGGAAGUGAGUUUUUUACAUUGGAGACUCAUAUUUUUUUUGGAUAUUUUUGGUAUUUUCAUUCUGCAUCGCCAGCCAGGUUUAGUUGGCAAGCCAAGCCAACUCAACUCUCCGUUUUCCCUUUGUUCUCCUCUUCUUCGUCUUCGGUUGGAACCGACAGGUCCCGCUCUCGGUCCCUGGCGGUAUUAUUAUUGGUACGUUAUUUGCUAGUUAGAUGUGUGAUUCGAGACCAAUCCAUGUUAGAGUUCAACCCAAGCCAAGUCUGGUUUCUAGGCCCUUGCUUGUAUGUGACAACCCUGGAAUGUCAGAUCGGGGCAGCUGGGAAAGUCCAUAAUUCAGGCAUUAUAUGUAUUUUUGGGUAUUACUGAUGUGCUUCCGGGGCGUAUCGCCAAACCCUUUAUUUCCUUUUUUUCUUUUUUUUUUUUCCCCUCGCAUAAACGUUCUUCUGUACGCGGCUGUACCUGCAGCUGCAGUGGGGGAAGAAAGGAACUGGCGAGUCAAAGGAAAGCGGACUAGCCAGCUUUCUGAACCAGGCAAAGAAACCUCUCCUGUUGAGUCUUAAUUUGCCAAAAUAUCAGGGAUGGGUAUCAGGCCGAAACUAGGGCGAAAUACGAUUUGAUUGGCCAUGCCCCUGUCAAAAAAAUUUAUUAGUUCGGCGCCAAACAAUGCCCAUGGUCAGAUAUUAUUUAUUUGUAGAGAACGCAACCAUGCUCAGAGAUGCAUUAACAAUGCAAAAAUAAUGAAGGGGAAUAUAACAAUCCAGAUCUUAUUAUGCGUUGAGUUGAAUGUUUGUGUCAAUACAAAAGUUGGGAAGAGAAGUUGGCUUUUAUUGUUGGAAUUUUGAGGUAAUAUGAUAUCAUCUGUCGGGAUUGUUGUGUGAUUUUUAGCCCUUAUAUAGGAAAGAAAUGCCAAGAUAAGCAAAGAGAGAGAUGUCUGUGGCGGUGCAGAAUCACUUACCUGCCACAGAUCUUGCCUGACUUGGCUGAUUUACUUGCAGUCUCACUAACGUAAUUCACAAGCGAAUUGGACACACAAGUAGACUGGCUGUGUGACCGUGUCUGAGACCAGAACUGGGAAUAAGUGUGAUUUGAAACUGUGAAAAUGUCAGUGCUGAUCUCAGAUACAUUUCAAAGAUAGUGAUCUCACUUGAUCUCAGUUCACAUUGUACCUAGUCUGAGUCAUAUUUUCCAAAUGAAAUUAU
Blastomyces dermatitidis ER-3 is the source of this 5383-nucleotide messenger RNA. Its product is annotated as FAD binding domain-containing protein. Gene Ontology annotation, molecular function: FAD binding; oxidoreductase activity. The record is from RefSeq and is a predicted model, not a curated record. The transcript is spliced from 5 exons. NCBI's taxonomy places the organism in Eukaryota, Fungi, Ascomycota, Eurotiomycetes, Onygenales, Ajellomycetaceae. The coding region runs from base 1125 to 2783 and encodes 552 amino acids.